Fulvia fulva is the source of this 1143-nucleotide messenger RNA. RefSeq lists its product as uncharacterized. The coding region runs from base 1 to 1143 and encodes 380 amino acids. Gene Ontology annotation, biological process: proteolysis. The transcript is spliced from 5 exons. The record is from RefSeq and is a predicted model, not a curated record. Gene Ontology annotation, molecular function: serine-type endopeptidase activity. Lineage: Eukaryota; Fungi; Ascomycota; Dothideomycetes; Mycosphaerellales; Mycosphaerellaceae.
AUGGCCCAAAACGCCACAGAAAACAGCAGUGACGAAUUUCUGGUCUUUCCAAGCUUUCAGCCCGAUGUUGCAUUCUUAAAGAAGCUGGAAAGACGAGCCCCCAUUGACAAGGAUCCUACACGCGGUCCACAGCUCAAGAUGAUUCCUGCUACGCCGCCAGAUGGUAGCCCUCCAGCUACCGAUGUGCCGUUCGAUCCUAACACGGACGAGCUGUAUCGGCUGGAUGACAGUUCUGGCGUGAAUCAGUGGAUCUACAUCAUCAACACGGGUUUCGACACCAGCAUUCCCGAUUUGCAAGCAAAUGGGCGGGAGGUCACUACCUUCGUUGUGCCGCCAUCUUUCACACUUUCGGAGAGCAUACCCAUCGACCGCCGCGGACCAACAGACAUAAGCGAUAUCGGUGAUCGAGACGCAUCGACCAACACUUUCCGUGGCCACGGCACAGGAGUGGCGAGUGCCGCAGGUGGUCUCGAGUACGGUGUUACACCACGAGCUAAUCUACACCUCAUCAAGGGCAAAGGCAGCUUCUGCCAGCCGCGAGGCGAAGGCUUGACAAGUCAUGUUGCCGCUGGCUACACACACCAAGCUAUUGAACGGGCGUUCGGCCACAUUCAAGGUCACUACUUUGGCUUGAGGACAAACAACGGCGUCACACGCGCUGUCAUCAAUCUUUCAUGGGGUAUCGCCAGACAAGACGGAGCACGCGAGGUUAACAGAGAUAGCGAGCUGGGUAGGCUCUUCGACAAGUUCUUGAGCUGGGCGGUCGACAAUGACAUCGUUGUCGUCUGCGCAGCUGGAAACUUUGGUAGAUCGGCUGAGCAGCAAGUUCUCGGUGACUUCUUGCCGCAAAGACUUGCUUCGGCGGGCAACAAUGCGCUUAUCACAGUCGGUGCCGUGACGGGACAAGGAGCUCUGUGGGACCAGACUACACCACCAGGGCCAAGUCGCCGAGAUUACGGAGAGCCUACCCUUACUGGACAACAUGACAUCUUUGCCAUGGGAGACAACACCAUCAGAUACCAAGGCCUCGGCGGACAGGAAAAGGGCAGUGGAGAAGGCGAAUUUGGUACUUCGAUUGCUGCCCCUCAAGUCGCCGCUACCAUCGCCUACCUCUUCCAGCAUCCCGUGAACGGUCUCACCUAG